CAGAGGGGCGUGUGGCGGCGGCGCCGCUGGGGGCUGUUGUUGUGGGAGCCCCGGCGGGUCGGGUCGGCCCGGGCGCUGCCGGGAGGCCGGUGGGGACGGCUUGCCGCCGGGGCAGUCCCGGGGCCGGGAAGGGCCGGCCCGCCAUCGCGGGCAGCGCUGGCGGUGAGCAGCGGCGGGUGUGAGUGAGAUGGAAGAGUUCAUGGUUUCUGGUUUGCAUAAUAGCAGAGGCUGAAUAGGCAUAAAGGAGACUAUAGUGUGGGUGAGAAGCCCCAUGCAAAACUUUGCUCUGUAAAAAAGAAGAAAUGAAUCCUACAAAGGAUGACCCAGUGUUUGGGACCAUUUUUGACUGGGACUAUCUCUUAUGGGAAGUUCGUUUGACAUUUUUAGCUGCUGGUUUUUUAAUCUACUUGGGAGUAUUUCUUCUGUCUCACUGGUUGUCUUCAUGGAUAAGUACCACUUAUCGUGCCUUACAUGCAAAGGAGAAGGUGUUUUGGAAUAUGGCAGUCACACGUGGUAUGUUCGGACUCCAGAGUUGUGUUGCUGGCUUAUGGGCUUUGCUCAUAGAUCCUGUUUUCCAUGCUGACAAAGUGUAUUCGCAGCAAAAGUGGAGUUGGUUUAACUGUUUAAUAGCUGCUGGAUUUUUCUUGCUUGAAAAUGUAGCUGUUCACGUGUCUAAUGUUAUUUUUAGAACAUUUGAUGUGUUCUUGGUAGUUCAUCACUUGCUUGCUUUUGGUGGCUUAGCUGGUCUCGUAAUUAAUGUGAAAUCUGGACAUUAUCUGCCUUUGAUGGGAAUGUUGCUGGAGAUGAGUACUCCCUCAACAUGCAUUUCCUGGAUGCUUCUAAAGGCUGGCUGUGCUAACACCUUUUUCUGGAAGGCAAACCAGUGGGUGAUGAUCCACCUGUUUCACUGUCGCAUGAUUCUUACUUACCACAUGUGGUGGGUGUGUAUUUUCAAUUGGAAUUCUGUGAUGGAAAAUCUGGGACUACUUCAUUUCAUUGUUUUAUUUUCGGGAUUAUUUGCCGUUACACUAAUACUCAACCCAUACUGGACAUACAAAAAAACUCAGCAACUCCUCAGCCCAACUGACUGGAACUUUGAAAAUAAAGCAAUGGAAAAUGGAAAACUGAAUGGUGAAACACAGCAGAAGAAGAGGAUAUAACACUGAAACAUCUGUUUCCUAAUAGGGUAGAGGAAGGAUACAAUGCGAAGUAAUUCUUUGCCCGUGAACUAGAAGCCUUUGCGAGAAGCUCAUUAAUGCGUUGAUUCCUCGCUGGUAGUAUUCUGUUUGCACCAAAAGUAUUUAAAAGCAUUGUUUGUUUCAUAUGUGCAUAGACAAAAGAUCUUAGACUUCUUAGUUAAGAAUUACACCAACCAUCAGGUUGGACAGUAUUUGAUGAUGUAGUAGUGACAUGUUCUAUAACGGCAUCCUUUGUCCUAACGCUUCAAAGUGGCUUUAUAGUUUAGUUGUCUAUUAAGCUCGGCUUGAAUCAAGUUUAGCUUAAAUUCUACUUCACAUAUGUCAGAGAUACUGAUACUGGAAACUAUGUUAAAUGGUUUAUUAAGGUCAGUUAUGACCCAAGUUAGGUAUGCAUGGGUACCUAGUUCCCGUGUGCCAUUAAGUCAUUCCAAGGGGCUGAAUUGGUCAGUGGUAGAAUGCAGUCAUGGCUGUGUUUGGGUUUUGGUUUUAUUUUUUUCUUUUAAGUGCACUUGAGGAAGAUAGUUGUUUGAGUUUCACUGUCAAAGUGAGUUGUAGUUUCCAUGUUGCUGUCAGUAUGGGAAGAGUUCAUAUCCAUCACAAAUAUACAUAUGGGGAUGCAGGCAUUCAUUAUACUGGUGGUCUAGCUAAGUAAUCAUAGUGGUCCCUUCCAGACUUGAAAUCAGUGAAAUACAAGAGGCAAUGACAGAAUGUUUAACUUUGUUUCAUCCCUGAAAAGAUUGCUGGUUGGUUAUUAAAACUAUUUUCUUGACCACAUGAGUGGUCAUGCAGUUAGUUCUGCUAGUGCUCCUGUUUAUGGUUUCUCUUAUUUUUGGAAAUUUUCUUAGUUAUAGAGGUUUUAGAAUCUGAGGUGACUCCUCUGUGGAGGAAACCCCAUAUCACCUCCUUCAGGAGUUCAAUUGUUCUUUUACUAUUUUUAUUUUACUUUGAAGAACAUACAAAGUGAUGCUAACAAUCCUUUGCACUUUACCUGCCAUGUCACUGAAUCUUUCCUUGACCUAAAGAACAGGGUUACUUUUUAGACAGGGACUUGGCAAAUUGCAGUAGAUGUUCUCCCACUAACAGUAUUGGUCUGGUGGUUUCUGGGUGAAAUGUUGGGAAGUGGAUAAAGGUGUAAAGAUCACGAUGGAAAAGAGUGACGCCCAGUGGCAGGAGAAUGACAAAGCUACUAAUUAGUUUUGGUGCACUGAACUAGUGAGAUAAAAAGCCUGAUAGUUGAAACGUUGUUGUGUAGUGUGAUGUGACUGCUACACAGAUUUAUUUUCCAAAGUAAUGACUGGGCAAGCCCAAGCUGUGAAGAUUUUUAGGUCAUGGCAUGCAUUAGAGGCUUUGAGUACUCAUCUGUGGUGGAGCGUAUUGUUUUAAGUGUGUGCGGGAAGCAUUGUGUGGUGUAAACAACUACAUUUUAUUAAUUUUUGGUAAGUGAAGGGAGAAAGCUAGUGGUGAGAUUACAUAAAGUGAAUUAGGGAAUGCAGCAAGCACAGAGUUAAGAGCUUCUCUAUAAAGGGGAGGAAACGUCUUCCUAUUAGGUCACAAAUGUGUAGCCAGAUCUUGUUGAUAGUGAUGAAAUGGUGAAUAUCUGAAACUGCCUGUUCAAAACUGGGCUGAGAGGGUCAUAGUAAUUUUACACAGCAACCCUACCUAUUACUCUGCUGAUACUCAGUACAGAAAAUCUAAAUUUUGUGCUACCUUCUAAGCAGGCCAGAAUGAUGUUGUGGUGUUUUGGCAGUGUCUCAUGUCUGGAUGCCUUCCUAUAUAAAAAAAGAGUUCUCUAAGACUUGAAAUUACAUACCUCUCCUGAGGAGUUGUGUGCAGGAGAGUAAUGUCAAAAGUACCUUAGGAGGGAUGAAUUCCUUAGAAGCCGAACCCAGCUAUGAUAUCCAAAUGCCUAUCUUGCAGAAUCCAGACCUCAUUUGUAGGAGUUCCAGGGGGGAAGGCAGAGGGUGAGUAACCAGAUAUCAAAAUGGUGUUGUGCUCUAUGCAGCUUAAAAUUUAAAUGUUUGGAAUCGAUAAAACAAGGUAAUAAUUACAAAAGUUCCAGCCACAUAAUUCUGAAGAAUCUUAACAGAAAAUGGAAGCAUCAGAAGAUAAGUAAGUUUGGGCCAAGGCUGUAAUUCUUGUAGGGGUUGGCUAAAGGUGGUGAAGUUUCUAUGUGUUGAAGUACAAGAACAUGGAGGAUUGGGAUUAGUAGUGAAUAUGGGACUGAAAAAAAUUAGGUGUGGUUAAAGCAAAGAGAUGGAUAGUUAUGUCAGUGGCACCAAAAUUUUAAAGUUUAAUAUUUUGUAUUGUUAAUUUCUGUAAUUUUAAGUGGGUUUUUAAUCUUUCAUGCAAAGUAUUUUUUUAUCAUAAUAAGGCAGCCUUUUCGGUAUCUAUCUUACUGUGAGCUUUUUUAAUGCAAAGACUGUUAUGGCAUAUUUAAAAAUAUUUUGCCUGUCUUAACUACCUAGUUAAUAAUACCUAAGAACACCUGUUAACCUAAGCACUGCUAGAACAAGAGAGCUAUGCAAUAAAGCAAACAGCCGCACUCAUUUCAGUUGGUUUGAGAGGUGAGGGCACUUUACAGCCCAGCUAGAAAUACAACAGGGCAUAAAAAUACAGACAGCCUUUCUUCUUCAUCUUGCUGGCUUAGGGUUGGAGUUACUAGUUAUGUUACACAGAGCCUCUUUUUUUUUUUUUUUUUUUUGUAAUACUUGAGUGUUUUCUUCAUUGCCUUUUGGCUGCUCCCUUCAAGAGGGUUUUCUGGCUUAUGAUUGUGGAUGACUGCAUUGCUGCUCCAAAAAAACACUGAAAAAGUUCUCUGAGGGUUUUGGUGUCUUAACUACUCUUAUAAUUUAAGUGCUGCUUUUCAGCCCAAAGGGAGACUAGCCGUAAUUUGUUUAUAAACUUUGUUAAUAUGAAACUAAUUCUAGUCCUGUUGGGCCUCUCAUAAGGCCUCAUCUGCAAACUCAUGUAGAAGAUUCACAGUCAGCCUCAGUAGUGGCUGGAUCAGGUCACAGGCUGUGCUCCUUCCAUGAUUUGGAAAACUUGUAUAUUAUGGUUUUGGGUGAAUUUUUUGUCUACCUAGGUGACUGUUGGAGACUUCAUCCUGCUUUCCUGGGCAAGCCUAUUCAAGGAGUGCUGUUUGAGACAACAAAUUAUGAUGGGGGUGGGAGUGUUUUGUGGGGUUUGGUUUGGU
Molecule: messenger RNA, 4392 nt
Organism: Falco peregrinus (peregrine falcon)
Lineage: Eukaryota; Metazoa; Chordata; Aves; Falconiformes; Falconidae
Gene: CLN8
Product: CLN8 transmembrane ER and ERGIC protein
Exons: 3
Coding region: 303-1160 (285 amino acids)
Biological process (GO): lipid homeostasis
Cellular component (GO): endoplasmic reticulum; membrane
Source: RefSeq, a predicted model, not a curated record